Molecule: messenger RNA, 1761 nt
Organism: Dufourea novaeangliae
Lineage: Eukaryota; Metazoa; Arthropoda; Insecta; Hymenoptera; Halictidae
Gene: Nmdar2
Product: glutamate receptor ionotropic, NMDA 2D-like
Exons: 12
Coding region: 1-1761 (586 amino acids)
Biological process (GO): monoatomic ion transport; synaptic transmission, glutamatergic; modulation of chemical synaptic transmission
Cellular component (GO): plasma membrane; postsynaptic membrane
Molecular function (GO): transmitter-gated monoatomic ion channel activity involved in regulation of postsynaptic membrane potential; NMDA glutamate receptor activity
Source: RefSeq, a predicted model, not a curated record
AUGGACAUUCAAUCCGCGCAGAAGAAUGAAAGCUUUUACCAGUGCUGCAGCGGGUUGUGCAUUGACCUGCUUCAGAGGUUGUCUGAAGAAAUCGGGUUCACCUACGAGCUCAUUAGGGUCGAAGACGGCAAGUGGGGUACGUUAGAGAAUGGGAAGUGGAAUGGCCUAAUAGCUGAUCUCGUGAAUCGAAAGACAGACAUGGUGAUGACGUCCCUAAUGAUUAAUUCCGAAAGGGAAGCCGUGGUUGACUUCACCGUGCCGUAUAUGGAAACUGGUAUCGCCAUUGUGGUUGCCAAGAGGACUGGCAUAAUAUCUCCUACUGCCUUUCUUGAACCGUUCGACACCGCAUCGUGGAUGCUGGUUGGCAUCGUUGCCAUCCACGCGGCUACUAUAAUGAUACUCUUCUUCGAGUGGCUAUCGCCAUCCGGUUUCAACAUGAAGGUAAACCCUUCAGGCGCUGCGCAGGAACUGCUUAAGAACCCCUCGCCAAACCAUCGCUUCUCGUUCUGCCGCACAUACUGGUUGGUCUGGGCCGUAUUAUUUCAGGCAGCCGUCCAUAUCGAUUCGCCCAGGGGAUUCACAGCCAGAUUCAUGACGAACGUAUGGGCGUUAUUCGCCGUGGUGUUCCUCGCGAUUUACACUGCCAAUUUGGCCGCCUUCAUGAUCACGAGGGAAGAGUUCCACGAGUUCACCGGGGUAGACGAUCAUCGUUUGGCCAAGCCCUGGUCCCACAAGCCGAUGUUCAAGUUCGGCACGAUACCGUGGAGUCACACAGAUAGCACGCUCGCCAAGUAUUUCAAGGAGAUGCACGCGUACAUGAAGACGUUCAAUAAAACCAGCGUAGCCGAGGGGAUCGAGGCCGUUAUCAGCGGAGACAUGGACGCUUUUAUCUACGACGGGACGGUUUUGGAUUAUUUGGUUGCGCAAGACGAAGACUGCCGAUUGCUGACCGUAGGAUCCUGGUACGCCAUGACAGGAUACGGUCUCGCUUUUUCAAGAAACUCCAAGUACCUGCAGAUGUUCAACAAACGUCUAUUGGACUACAGGGACAAUGGGGAUUUGGAGCGUCUCAGAAGAUACUGGAUGACCGGUACCUGUAAGCCGGGGAAAGAGGUUCAAAAGAGCAGCGAUCCCCUGGCGUUGGAGCAGUUCUUAUCUGCGUUUCUCUUACUGAUGAUGGGAAUCCUUUUGGCCGCGACCUUUCUACUCUUAGAACAUUUGUAUUUCAAGUACGUCAGGCAGCAUCUCGCGCGAAGUGACGGCGGCGGUUGUUGCGCCCUUUUCAGCCUGAGCAUGGGAAAGUCUCUGACAUUCCGUGGGGCAGUGUACGAAGCCCAGGAUAUCCUGAGGUACCACAGAUGCAGGGACCCAAUCUGCGAUACACAUUUAUGGAAAGUGAAACACGAGCUGGACAUGGCCAGGAUUAGAAUAAGGCAGCUAGAAAAGGACCUCGAAGCGCACGGGAUAAAGCCGAGUCAGACUAAGAGGAAAACCGGAAGUCUCGGCUGGUGGCGAGGAUGCUUUCAAAGCUCAGACCGCCAAACACAACCGGAGCCAUUGGUGGCAGAAGCUCCGCAUCCGCUACCGCCAUACUUUGAUUCAUUCAUCGACACCAUCGAUGUUGCCAGGCCUAGAGAUAUGACGAGGAAUCACGUCGUCAGCACAGAGUACACGGACAAAUUUUUGCCGCCGGAGAUCUACAGGAUCCCGGACGACGAGGCCGCGAGAACGGAAAUCGCCGAGAUGGAGACAGUUCUGUGA